Molecule: messenger RNA, 3865 nt
Organism: Theobroma umbraticum
Lineage: Eukaryota; Viridiplantae; Streptophyta; Magnoliopsida; Malvales; Malvaceae
Source: RefSeq, a predicted model, not a curated record
UAAAUAUAUUAAAAAAUAUACUUUCUCGUAUCAAGCGCUCCCUUGAAAUUUUUCAGUCCGAUGGCUAAUGGUCACUGUCAUGAAUUAUUGUGAUGCAACCAGUCAAGCAAGGACGAAAGUUGGUACCCAUCUGCUAGAUUUAGAUACAGCGUAUUCGACUAAGUGAAGGUGAUAGUGAAAUUUUUCGUAAUUGAACUUUCUUCCACUGUCUUUUUAGAGUCAGACAGAAUACGCUGCAAGCACCAGGCUCGUCCUAGUUUUGGUUUUCCAUCAGUUUCAAUCUCCUUUCCUAGCUCCAGCUCUUCAGCCAAUCGAUCAAAGAGCCACCGGAAAACUUCGAGGCAAUGGAAACGACCAAAGCAGAACACACCAGCAAAUGCCACGUGGUGGUGGUGCCUUAUCCUGGUCGAGGCCACGUCAAUUCGAUGAUGAACCUCUGCAAGCUGCUCUGCUCCAAAAGCACCGAUAUUCUCAUAACUUUUGUUGUUACCGAGGAGUGGUUCGGCUUCAUCGGUUGGGACAACAAGCCUGCCAACGUCAGGUUCAGAACGAUCCCCAACGUAAUCCCAUCCGAACACGUUCGAGCCAAGGACUUCCCUGGCUUCGUGGCGGCGGUGCUGACGAAGAUGGAAGCUCCAUUCGAGGAGCUCCUUGAUCGGCUCGAAUCCCCAGUGACGGUCAUCAUAGCUGAUACUUACAUGUCUUGGACGGUUGAAGUAGGGAAACGAAGGAAUAUUCCGGUGGCUUUCCUUUGGACCAUGUCGGCAUCCGUGUUGUCGGUUUUUUACCAUUUCAACCUCCUCGUGGAAAACCAUCACUUCCCAGCAGAUUUGUCAGAGCAGGGAAAUGAGCUUGUGGAUUACAUCCCUGGACUUACUCAUACUCGUUUAGCAGAUUUGCCAACAAUUUUCUAUGGAAAUGGCCGCCAAACCUUGCAGCUUGCUCUUGAUUGUGUUUCAUUAGUUCCCAAAGCACAGUAUCUUCUCUUCACCUCUGUCUACGAACUUGAAUUGCAAGUCAUUGAUGCUUUUAAAGCGAAGUUACCUUUUCCUGUCUAUCCAAUUGGCCCUAGCAUACCUUACCUUGACCUGAAAGAAAAUUCUUCAGAAAGUAGUAGUCCGGGUAACCCGGACUAUCUUCAGUGGCUGGAUUCCCAACCUCAAGGUUCAGUCCUGUACGUCUCAUUUGGAAGCUUUCUAUCAGUUUCUGCUGCCCAAAUGGAUGAAAUUGUAGCUGGGGUGCACGACAGUGGUGUUCGGUACUUGUGGGUGUCACGUGGGGACUCUUCUCGAUUCAAAGACUGCUGUGGUGGUCGGGGACGAGUGAUUCCUUGGUCUGAUCAGCUAAGGGUGCUAUGCCAUUCUUCUGUUGGAGGAUUUUGGACACAUUGUGGGUGGAAUUCCACUCUUGAGGCUGCCUAUGCGGGCGUUCCAGUGCUUACUUUUCCUAUAUUUUGGGAUCAAGUUCCGAAUAGUAAGCAAAUAGUAGAAGAUUGGAAGAUUGGAUGGAGAGUGAAGAAGGACAAGGUAGGAGAACAUUUGAUGACGAGAGAAGAAAUUGCAGAGCUUGUGCGGAAGUUCAUGGAUUUUGACAGCAACGAGGGGAAGGAAAUGAGAACGUGGGCUGGAAAACUUCGAGAAACAUGUCAACUAGGAAUUGCAAAAGGCGGAUCCUCGGAUAUUAACCUGGAUUCUUUCAUCCAGAACAUCUCGGAAGGGCACACUCAUUAGCUAUUCGUAGUUCUUUGCUGAUUUGUUGCCACGAAUCAUGUGAUCAAUGCUGGUAAGUUUCAUGUGGAUUUAAUAUUUUGCUCAAAAAAUCCAUGUUGGUAACAUUGAAUAACAAAAUUCUUAUGAUCGUGUGAGCAUGGAAUUGCCUUCGUUUCUGGUAUAAAGAACUAGAUUGUUUUCUGAUACAUUAAGCUUAAGCUAGACUGCUAAACCAAAUGGUUCAUUUGCAUCUUUAAAUAGUGAAGCCAAUAAUCUGAUUGAUGGUUAUUUUCUAAUAAAAAAGCAAUCAAACCAAUUUAAUCACCGAAUGCUGGCUACUUGCUCUUAAUAUUCAUGAAAAUCUGUCCUUAUCCCAAAAGUAUAAAGACAAAAGCUUUUCCAAAAGCGACACCAUUCAACACCCCCAUGGUUACAGCAAGGAAAUGAUAGACGUCAGCUGGAAGUCACCUUCAAGCUUUGAAACGGGCAAUAAGAUCCUUGUCAAAAAGGUCAAAAGCUGAAACUUUACCUGCUUCAUCUUCUGUUGAGAGUCUGGUCUGAAAGUCAGAACUUUGCCUUGAGAGAAAGAAAGGUUCAUAGUCGGAAUCACAUGCCUUCAGAAGAACCCAAUCGCUGCCAUGUUGUGGCAUUGCCUUAUCCUGGUCGAGGCCACGUUAAUCCAAUGAUGAAUCUUGGCAAGUUCAUAACUAGGAAGAGACAUAAUAUUCUCAUAACAUUUGUUGUUACAGAAGAGUGGCUAGGCUUCAUUAGCUCUGAUACUAAGCAUAGUAAUUUUCGCCUUGCCUUGAUACCAAAUGUGAUCCCAUCAGAACUUGUUCGAGCUGAUGACUUUCCAGGAUUCAUUCAGGCUGUCAUGACAAAGAUGACAGCCCCCUUUGAAGAAUUACUUGACCGCCUUGAGCUGCCAGUGACCACCAUAAUAACGGACGCAGAGCUAGUAUGGGCUAUACAUGCAGGAAACUACAGGAAUAUCCCUGUGGCCGCACUGAGGAUCUCACCGGCAACAGUGUUUUCAAUGUUGUGUCACUUGGAUCUGUUUAAACAAAAUGGCCAUUUUCCAGUUGACUUAUCAGAGCAAGGACACGAGCUUGUGGACUACAUCCCUGGAAUUCCUCCAAUACGUGUGGCAGAUCUCCCGACAGUUUUCAGUGGAGACAGUCCAACUUUCUUGCGAGGGCUCCUGGAAACCUUGUCAAGUUUAACCACAGCACACUAUCUUCUGAUCAAUUCUGUCUAUGAGCUUGAAGCUCCAGUCUUUUGACUCUUUGAAAGGAAAAUUCAGCAUCCCUCUCUACCCUGUUGGCCCCAAUAUACCAUGCUUUGAAUUGAAAGACAUUUCAUCUGUAAAUUCCGCUCAGUGGUCCUGACUGUCUAGAAUGGCUGAAUUCACAACCUACAGGGUCUGUUUUAUAUGUGUCAAUGGGUAGUUUCCUUUCAGCUUCAACUGCCCAAAUGGCUGAAAUUUUUGGUGGAGUAAUUAACAGUGGUGUUCGGUACAUUCUGGUUGCACGUUCAGAAACUUUUCGGUUUACUGCCAACCAUAGUGAUUCAGGAUUGGUGGUGCCUUGGUGUAACCAAAUGAGAGUCUUGUGCCAUUCUUCUGUUGGAGGAUUUUUGAUACAUUGUGGAUGAAAUUCAACCUUGAAGCUGUUUUUGCAGGAGUUCCAAUGCUUACUUUUCCUUUAUUUGGGGAUCAAGGUACAAAUAGCAAGAGAAUUGUGGAAGAUUGGAAGAUUGGAUGGAGAAUGAAGAGGGAUGUAGGAAGCAACACUUUGAUGAAAAGAGAAGAAAUUUCAGACCUUGUACAAAGGUUCAUGGAUCCAGAAAGCAGUGACAGGAUGAGAUGGUAAAAAGAGCAAGAAAACUUCAAGAUAUUUGUCAAGCAGCAGUUGCAGAAGGGGGAUCAUCUGACACGAAUCUUGAUGCCUUCAUCAGGGCUAUUUCUAAUCACCCUCCCUAUCAAGCAUGUUGAUGUAUUUCUAUUCAAUCCUAAAAUAAUUUAAAGCCAAUGGAAGGGACCCUGUGAUUUCAUGAAGUUCAUAUGGAUUGAGGAAGCAGUGGACUUGUGUUUCGAUGACAAUGAAAUAAGCAGAUACUAGAAUUUUCUGUUCCAUUAUGUAGAAUUCAUUUUCCUA